This is a messenger RNA of Drosophila obscura, 603 nucleotides long. RefSeq lists its product as uncharacterized. The transcript is spliced from 2 exons. Bases 110 to 442 code for a protein of 110 amino acids. Lineage: Eukaryota; Metazoa; Arthropoda; Insecta; Diptera; Drosophilidae. The record is from RefSeq and is a predicted model, not a curated record.
AAGUCUCCAAGUGUGACUUGUAAUUUCCAUUCUCUAUUCAGUAUAGUUCCGAACGGAGUCAGUCCACUUAUUUGCUGCUUAAAAACGAAUAAUUUCAAAAUAAAUCAAAAUGUUUAAGAUGCACCGUCUACAGUCACUUCAUUUGACUAGCAUCAAGGGGGACCUGUUCGAAAUCAUUGCAGACGUGCCAGCCGGGCCAAGCGUUGGGAUUUUCUUGAACGAGAAUCCGCGUUUGGUUCAACGUUACUACAUCCAGUUCGAGAUCCAGCCAUUGAAUGGGACUAUGCUCCGUUUGCUAACCGGGCAAAUCGUCAAGGAAACUGCCGGACGCGAUCUGGUGCUACGCGAUUGCGAGGCCUCGAUAAUCAUUGGCUACACUAUAUACAAUUGCUUCAUGGGCCUCGUUCGCCUGCCCGUCAGCAACAUUAUAUCCACUUAUUAACCGAACAGUCAGCCGAUACUUCCGAGCUGAUAUUUACCACAGUCAAACAAACAGAAAACAGAGUUAAAAAGUCCUCUAGUUCCAGUUCCUCAGUUUCCUUAUGUUAAUUUAUGUUCGCUUUUGGCUAAUGUUCAAAUAAAUAAAUGUAUUUAAAGCAUUGA